Molecule: messenger RNA, 117 nt
Organism: Paramecium tetraurelia
Lineage: Eukaryota; Ciliophora; Oligohymenophorea; Peniculida; Parameciidae
Exons: 1
Source: RefSeq, a predicted model, not a curated record
AUGAAUUCUAUAGGUCCAGAUGAAAAUAAGCCAAUAUUAAGAAUAUUUUUGGCAGGAAUAACUUCAAUAGCUGCAGGUGGAUCUCCUUAACCAAUUGAUACUGUAAAAGGAUAGUGA